AUGCAGGGCAAUAAGAAGUGCACCGACGGCUUCAGCGACACCUCAAGCAUCGGCAGCGUGCUGGACGAUGCCGACAGGGAGGUCAGCAGCCUUACUGAUCGGGCGUUCCGGAGCUUGUGCAUCUCAGAGGACAUGUCCUUCCAUGACUCAGACCUGGCCCUGUCCCCAGAUACCAGCCGCCAGGUGUUUGGAAAUUUUCACCAGGGAACAGUGAGCCACACCCACAGGAAAAGUGGCAUUUGGACCCAGUUACCGGCGCAAGGCACCGAGCAUGCGGGCUGGGCAGCCACAUUCCAGCAGCAGCCUAAGUAUGUUCAAGGGGAGGAAAAGUACCCCAAAAGCAGCCCCCCGCUGACACCAGUUCAGAGGAGGCUGGAGCUGCCAGUCUCUGGCCUGAGGAGCAGCAACAAGCCGGGUUCCAAAGUGUCGUCCCUAAUUAAGUCUUUUGACGGUGCUGAGAGCCAGCGCUGUGACAGCAGGCCCCCUACCAGCAAGCCUCCAUCUUUCAAAAAUCCCCCCAAAUUUGCCCCUCUUCCAGAAAGUGGUGUCAACUUCUGCUUCGAUUCUGCCUUCCUGACCGUCAGGAGAGUGCCCGCUGAGGUCUCCAACACCCAUCAGAACAGCCACCAGUCCGGCAGGAAUCCUGGUGAGCAAGAGCCCCCCAGCAAUCCUGACCUAGCCUGUCACGGCUCCAGCAGCUUCCUCCCAACGCCUGAGGAUGCUGCCAACUCAUUUGAGUCAAGGUUCCCCUCCCCCCACCACAAGCCAGUUGCUGGUGAGCCUGGGCGAGGCAAGGAGUGGGUUCACAAGGGGACCUUUCUUCACAGUGAAAAUAGUGCCUUCGAGUCCUGGAAUGCCCACCAACCGAGGCUGCUUGAGAGAAAGGAUGUGACUGAUGCUGCCCCCGAGAGCAAACCCCCCAAACCCUACGAGGACACGGCCUCGUCAAGAGAGCACAAAGUCUCUCCCUGCCAAGGGCGGACCAGCUGCAGUCAGGAAGAGAACCGACGGGCAGGAGGAGCUGUCGCCACAUCUGGAACUUGGGCGUCUAGGGACCCAGGGGCCCAGGGAUUCGCUGUGGAGGGAAAAGCUCCCAGCUGCCAGCCUGAACCUCAGAUGAAGUCAACCCAGGUCCCAUGGAGGAAACCAAAGACUGGCAGGGUUGGUCAACGAGGACAAGAAAAUCUGCAAGAAACUUCAGAAGAAAGGAAGCAGACUAACAGGAGAGGCUCGGGCUUGUACAGCAAACACAAUCCCCAGGGGCAGUUCCCAGAAAAUGAUGUUCUUGACAUACCUGCUGAACCCGAUGAGCAUUACAGUCCACCGUUUAACAUCAGUAAGCUUCUGACCCCCAUCAUACCCACUAAGCACGUCCUGGAUUCAACCGACAGCCUGCCCAAGGAGCCCACCCCCUCACCCCCAGGACAGAUAAAUGGGUUCCAAGAGAAGGAGCCCAGUGAAGGUCAGUCUCGGGACAGCUACAAGUCCAAAGCCGCUAGCCUGCUCUUCAACCUCAAGGAUGUGCGCAAGUGUGUCAAGAGCACAUACAGCCCCUCUCCCCUCUUGAAGGGUCUGGAUGAGAAGACCAGAAGCAAGCAGGAACCCGUGAGCAACGGCAUCAUCCUUCCCAACGGGUGUGAGGAAAGCCCUCCGGGUGAGCUUUCCAAGGAGAGACCAGCUGAUGCCCCUUCCGGGCCACAUGCCAGUACCCAGAAGGACCCCGAAGCCAGCCCCACCGUCGCCUCUACAGACAGCUCUCUAACUCUGCGUUCACCUCCAACUGCUGCCAAAGCCCCCUCCUGUGUCAACGGGGAGCCGGCCGACAGAAGCAGUUAUGAGAAGGAUAAUGCUGACAGCGCAUCGGAUGUGGGUGCCGCCAGGUCCAGCUGGUGCCUGGACUCCACGGAACACUGCGCCCGGAAGCACCUGUCACUGCUGCUUUGCCCUAGAGAGCCUGAGGCCAGGAAGAUGGCAGAGGAACCCGAGGCUCCCAGCCUAGAGAAUGGGUUUGUGGGGUCUAUUUCUCAAGAGACAGAACCUGAGAGAGAGGCAGGACUCCAGGAUCCAAACUUCAGUCAGAAAUUCUCCCCAGGCCCCCUCUCUCCUGAGGAGGAAGAUGUGUUCUAUAGCGACAGCCAGUCUGAUUUUACGCCAGGCCUCAAAAGUAAGGCCAAGUUCAGCACUAGCUCUUCAGACCAGUCCUUUGCCUCGUUUGAGGAUCAGCAGAAGACCUGGUUCACUGAGAGCCAGCAGGAAGACAGGAGGAACCAUGUGGGUGCAGGAGACGGUCAGAAGGACCAGGAGAAUGUGAUGGGGAAAGAUGAGCUGAAGAGCCAGGCCCUCGGUGAUGGGGAUGCAGGCACCGAGCAGCUUAGCCAGGGGGCAUCCCUGCCAGAGGAAGGGGAGAAUUUGUCUGGAGGGAGACCCAGGAGGGAACCUAGGGAGGAAGAGCAUUUCAGAGGCAAGUGGAUUGGGCGAAGUAAGGAUACCGCCUUGUCCUGUGCCAAAGACCUUACCCCCGCGCCAUCUUCUGCUUCAAACAAGCACAAACUAUUUGCAAUUAAAGACAACACCCUCAGGGCCACCCCCGUGAUAAAACCCAUCAUGCUGCCCCUCUUGAGGACUCUGUCCUCAGAGGAUCCCUUUGGCAGUAGUCACAGAGAAGGGGAAUUGCCGAGACCAGGCUGGGGUGAGGAUGCUGGUCUUUGUAUCCCCGAGAGCCAGGUAAGGCGCGGGGCCCCAACACCUGCUAGCAGGCAGGGCACACACUUGAAGCACGUGGGCGGUGGGAGCUUGGAGGACCUCGGGCAGGUGCCCAGCAUGGUGAGGACAGGGAUUUCUCAGCCAGCUCUAAAAGGAAAUGUCCCAUUUCCUCCUUUCCUGGAUGGGGGUGAAGGGGUAAAGCCACCCCCAGAGGCUACGUGGGAAGGUGUGGUGAGUGAUGGCAAGAGAAAUUCCACAGAGGAAGGGAGACCGGACGCUCCAAGGUCCAUCCCCACAAUUGCUCUGCCUGAAGGUGACUUAGAAGACCAGCCACCCCCACAGCAACUUGGAGCCUGCUGGGAAGAGCAAGUGCAAGAUUUCAAAAGUCACUUCUUAUCCACACCAAGAAUAGGGCCCCAGGGGAGAAGACUCGUCCCCAGCGAGUUGGCAGCUUCCCCCAACUCCAGCUCCCUGGACGAGAGCAGCGCAUGCUCCCCUGCUGCCAGCAGCGUGUGGGACAAUGCUUCCCAGGCCCCCAGUGAGCUGGGCCUGCUGUCAGGGGAUGCCCCCCAUGCCAGCCCCUGGGCCAGCCCCGGCCCUGCCAGGGUCACCCGGAGGGAGGACCUGACACACGCCCUCAUGUGGGAGACUGACCAUGACCCCCUUCUCGAGCCAUCAGGAGAAGACUUCAGGACACUGUCUCCAAGAGGCUCAUUGCUGGAUGUGGCCACCAGCUCAUCGGGCCUCCCUGAGAAAUCAGAGCCUCCUGCUCAGCUGGAGAGGGCAGCUAGCAAGCCACCUGCUGUCCCACCCAAAACUGAGAAGGCCCUGCGGCGGGCCAAGAAGCUGGCAAGCAAGAGGAGAAAGACUGACCAGAUGCAGGCAAAGCGUGGGGAACCCUGGGAGGAGAAGCCCCGCCCAGAGGACGCAGGGUGCAGGCCUCUGUCUCCAACAGAGAGGCCCCAGGCCAGGUUGGGUGCUGUCCGUUCCCUGCCCCCUCCCAUGCACCGUCACUCAGUGUCUGCCUUCUCAGAACCCAUCAGGAGGCAGCCUGGAGAUUCCCAGUCCUUCACGCCCCUACCCCCUUACCCUGCCACCCAGAAGGUUCUGCAAGACCCCCAAUCUGGAGAGUACUUUGUCUUCGAUCUGCCCCUCCAGGUGAAAAUCAAGACCUUCUAUGACCCGGAGACAGGCAAAUACAUCCAGGUCUCUAUCCCAUCAUCUGAGGGGCGCUCCCCAGAGCCGCCCCCACCAGACACGCUCGCUGCUCCCUACAUGCUGUACCCGGGCUUCCGAGCCCUGCCCGUAACGGCCUUGACGCCUCUACGCUGCUCCUCUCAGCUCUCGGCGCCCACCUUCCUGAGGCAGCGCCCACUUGGCAUGGAGGCAGACGACUCCGGGGCCCAGAGUUCCUGCCAUGUAGCCCCUGGGCCUCACGGUGACCCCACCCAGCACCCUGCAGGCGAGUGUCCCGAGGGGCCUCCCCAGAGUCCAGGGGAGGACGGGGAAGCUGCUGCAAGCCUGGCCAUCAUCUCCACCAAUGACCUGGAGGACUUUGCCACGGAAGGCAUUUCUUGAGAAUUACAGCAAACGAAACAGCCCCUCCCAUUAACCUAGAAGAGCUUACUUCCUCCUACCCAGAAUAAUCAACCACUUAUACCAACACAUCAAACACAUACUUGGCCAUCUGAGAGUCCUAAAAUCCCAAAGGAAGGGGGGAUCCUGAGAGUACCCCACCUGGUGGGCCCCCUCCCUGUAUAAGGCUGCUGGCCUGGCAGGCCCCUUCCUGCCUCUUCCUAGUCUGGCCCUCUCCACUCCUCUCCCUUCCCUUCCACCCUGCCAUCCUCUGACCCUGCCACCAGGACAGGCCC
Condylura cristata (star-nosed mole) is the source of this 4574-nucleotide messenger RNA. RefSeq names its product chromosome unknown open reading frame, human C10orf71 (gene CUNH10orf71). NCBI's taxonomy places the organism in Eukaryota, Metazoa, Chordata, Mammalia, Eulipotyphla, Talpidae. The record is from RefSeq and is a predicted model, not a curated record. Gene Ontology annotation, biological process: positive regulation of calcineurin-NFAT signaling cascade. The coding region runs from base 1 to 4281 and encodes 1426 amino acids. Gene Ontology annotation, cellular component: Z disc. The transcript has a single exon.